AUGUUAAGGACUUUUUCAGCUCUCGAAAGGGGGCUCAGCAUGCGAAAACUCCUCCUGAGAUUUAAAAAAAAAUGUAAAGACGCCCCAUCUCAGCCGAGCACAAGCAAAAAGAGGUUGGAUGAGGAUGAAUCUCGCAGCCAAAGGCCGAGUAGGAGGCCUGAAAGUCGAUUCAGCUCAUAUACUCCUCUCAACUCAUCUCUGGAGCAGAUCCUCUUGGAGAUUCAAGACAAGAAGCUAUUAAUAUGGCCAAGCUGCAUGAAAACAGAUGCAGGCCAACGGGACAAGCGCAAAUACUGUCGCUUUCACCGUGACCAUGGAUACAACACCAUUGACUUUGUCAACCUAAAAGCAGAAAUCGAAAAUCUCAUUCCUAAGGGACACUUGCGUCAAUACAUAAAGGAAGAAAAACAGGCUCGGAAGGAUGAGCAGCUAAGCAGAGCAGCGGACGAUGGCACCGAGAUCCGGACAAUAUAUGGGGGGCCCUCCAAAGGUGGGGAUUCAAACCAAGCCCGAAAGGCUCAUGCUCGUAGUACUGACCCCGAGCACUACAUUCAUUUAACUGACAAGUCGAGCAAGGAACCUCAGAUGAGUCCAUGCAGCCUGACAUUUAUAGAGGAUGACGCGCGCGGAAUUCAACAUCCCCACGAUGACGCCCUGGUAGUCACCAUGAUGAUAGCUAAUUGGAAGGUGUAUCGCAUCCUAGUCGACACAAGGAGCUCAGCCGACAUCCUAUACUCCGAGGCAUUCGAUAAGAUGGGCAUCAAUAGGUUGUGCCUCUGA
Molecule: messenger RNA, 780 nt
Organism: Magnolia sinica
Lineage: Eukaryota; Viridiplantae; Streptophyta; Magnoliopsida; Magnoliales; Magnoliaceae
Exons: 1
Coding region: 1-780 (259 amino acids)
Source: RefSeq, a predicted model, not a curated record